Molecule: messenger RNA, 672 nt
Organism: Emiliania huxleyi CCMP1516
Lineage: Eukaryota; Haptophyta; Isochrysidales; Noelaerhabdaceae
Exons: 3
Coding region: 1-672 (223 amino acids)
Source: RefSeq, a predicted model, not a curated record
AUGGCCAAGCGACGGCUGAACCCGGACGAGAUUCGAGCGGCCGUGGAGGCGGGACACCCCCCCAGCUCGGUCAACUACGAGACCGACAAAAAAUGGCAUGCCGGGCAGAAUCGCUGGCUCGCCAAAUGGAAGCAACGCCGGCUCCCCGACAGCGGGAGCAGCCGGCGGGACCACUGGGGCGAUCGAAAGCAGCAGCAUGCGCGGCUGCUGCGGGCGGCGGAGAAUGAGUCAUCUGCCUCCUUGAAGCGCCAGCGCAAGGCCGCAGCGACACCUGCCGUGACACAUAGCGGCCGUGUGCACGCUGGCCCGUCACGGCUCAAGAGGCCAAAGCCGCCGCCAGAAGGUGGCAACCAGCAGGCGUACGAGCUCGCCAUGGGCAUGUAUGGUAUUGCUCGCGACACCCGGAGCAAGAUGUCGAGGCGGACCAAGAGCGAAGACGCCGAGCGCAAGAGGGAUGCGCGAGCGAUCACGGCGAUGACGACAAGGCCGCAGGCAGUCAAGGCCGCCAAGGAGCGAAUGGAGAGGGAGCGCGAGCGGUCGCAGCGGCGGCGUGAUGUGGCAAAGCUCAAAGCGCUGCGAGAUUCUGACUAUUGGCGGACCACUGGCUUCUUCAGCAGCGUGCGAGGGGAUAACUACUAUGACCAUUGGCUGUGCCUCGCAAUCAAGGAGUAG